GUCGAUUCAAUAACUUUACAAUUUUACAGACAUAUCCAUUAAAAUCAAACGAGGUCACAAGAUUGAUUUUCUAAAAAAAUCUAAUGCACUUACAUCCCGCCAAAACAAGAUUAACGAAAAAAAUUAAGGAAAAAAGCAGCUUGUGCUACGGCCUACGGAGUAAAAUGCAAGGACAAAGGAGGAGUGAGAGAGUGAAAUAAUGACCAAUUACCCCUUUUCAGUUAGUUUUCCCCCAAAUUGAAAAGAAAAAUGCAACCUAAAUCCAAAACCAAACGUCUCGAAAACCUACGAAAACCCCCCAUUUUCAUUCCCUCUUCUUCUACUUCUACUACAUCUUCUUCACUCCCCCAUUUCCCAAAUCCAAAUCAAAUUCACCCCUUUUUCUCACUCGGAUCCCAAGUCGAAGUUACUUCCGACGAAGAAGGUUUCAAGGGUGCCUGGUAUUCUGCUACUGUCAUUCAACCUCCUCAAUCAAAGCAGAAACAAGAACAGAUUUUUGUCGAGUACAAGAAUUUAUUGUCCGAUGAAAAUGGUUCUUCCCUUUUGAAGGAAUUUGUUGAUUCCGAAUUCGUAAGACCUAAACCUCCUGUUGAUGAGAAUGAUAAGGUUUCUUUCGAUUUAGACGACGUUGUUGAUGCGUUUUAUCAAGAUGGAUGGUGGUGUGGUGUUGUCACUUGUAUUGUUUCGCAAAAUAGGUACAGAGUUUUCUUCUCCAGUCCGCCUGAUGAGAUAGAAUUUGAUGCUCCUGAUCUUAGGAUUCAUAAGAAUUGGGUCCAUGGCAUCUGGGUUCUCCCUCAAAAGCAGAUUCUAAAUUUUUUGAUGGAAGAGGGCUCUUUGACAAAUUCCUUAGGACGAGAUCUAUCUUUCUUCGUCCCCCACCCCAAGCUGGUCAUGGAUAUUUGGAGCACUGAUUUAGUUUCUAGUCAGAAAGUGUUAGGGGAUCACAAUAGAAUGAGGGAUUUGAAUUUUAGCCCAGGAACAGCUGUAGAAGUGAACAUUGAUCCAGAUAGUCCGUGUGAUGUUUGGUUCCCUGCAACUUUCAUUAAACAAGCUGCUAAUAACUUGUUCUUGGUGGAGUAUCAAAGCUCAAAAAAAGUCGGACUUCAAAAAGUAGCUGUAGAUUCUGAUCAUAUUAGACCUUCACCUCCUAGUUCGAGUAACAAAGCUUUCAAUUUACUGGAGAAAGUGGACGCAUUUUACGAUUAUCGUUGGUUGAGUGGGGUGGUGACCAAAAUUCUUGCAGACGGAAGGUACAUAGUUUACUUUAAGCGAACAAAAAAGGAAAAGGAACUGUCUCAUGCAGAUUUGAGGCUCCACAUGGAGUGGAGUAGUGGCAAGUGGAUUCAUUCUUCCCAGGAUUCCUCAAUGACGUCAAAUUCUGAAAAGCGUUCAAACUAUAUUGUUAAUGGUGGUAACAAGGAGAAGACUCGCGCCCCUUCUGAAAGUGCUGGCUCGGAUAAACAUUUUAUCAUUAAUCUUAGGAGUUGUCAGAAAGAGUUGACGCCUGGCAAUGAAAAGGCCAAUUACAGCAGCGCAGCACCUAGCAGUAAAAAAACUAAACAGACAAGUGCUAAUGGCAAUGCUAGUUAUCCCAGACCUUCAAGAAAAUCGAAUGAUGAAUCUGCAUCUGAUGUGCCAUUAUCUCCUGAAACAUGCAAAUCAAAAACGCAACAAAUGGAGGGAUCAAGUAAUGUGACUUCAGUAGAUUUUGAUUCCCCGGCACCUGGUCAUCCUGAGCAUUCUAAUUUGAAACAAUUUGAAGACAUCAGUCAGCCUUCUUAUCCUACUGAGAUGAAGGUGGACCAUGAGAAACAAUCUGCCUUGAGAAAGAGAGGAAGACCAAGAGUACGACCUUUACUGUCAGGGGAUGCUGUUGGAGAUACUAUCGACCAAACCCCAAAUACAAGUGACGUGAUGAAACCAUUUGGACCUAUAGUCAUAGGGCUGACGCAUAAUGGCAAGAUGAUUGACACACUAGGUGAAAGUUCAAGUCAGCAAUUGAUAUUGGGGCAUAAAAAGGCUGUAGAUGAUGAAGAGAAAAACGUGGAUUCUUCAGCAGAUCAUGAAAGCGUAGUAAGCAAUGGGAGUGAGCAACAGAAAGAAGGUGAAGUCACCAAUCAGAAGAGGAAGAGAGGCCGGCCACCUAAAGUGCUGUUUCGGCUUGGUAGUCCACAGACUAAAGAAGCAGUGCCAAAAUUUGUGGAAGAGGAGAAGAAAGAUGAAGCUUCUGAUGCCAAAGAUGACGAUGAAAGACACUUUCCAACAAAUGAAGUUGAGAAGCUUGUUACUAUUGUUGACCCUUCUGGGAAUAGCGACUCUGCACCUACUGAUUUUCAUGAUAAAAGCGUGAGGAAAUUUACAGAUCAAAUUAAGUUACUAAGUGACAUACGUAGGCUGAGUACUAGAAGUACUUUAAAAAAGCAAGGGAGAAAACAAAGGAAAGUCCCAACAGAAUCAAUCAUGGUGGAUUCAGAUGAACCUGUCAAACCUGUUGCUUUGAGGACUGUAUUGAGGAAAGGAAGGAAACAGAAACCAACCAAACUGGUUGAUCCUCAAAGAGAAGAUGUUGUAGAUAAUUCAGGAAUCAAAGCAAUUGAGGUUUAUAACAAUGUACCUAGAGAGUCUGACAAAGCUGUUGCUGGAACCUCCAGCAAUGCUUCUGAUGAUGAUAGGCCAUUAUCAGCCUGGUUUGAAGGAGCACAUUCUCCCACAACUGAUGCAAGAAUCCCUCCGGGUGGGACUGCUAAUGAAUCUGGUGAGAGUGGAGAUAGAGGAGAAGAAUUGAAGACAACACCUGUUGGUCUCCGUGAAGAGAAUGAACAAGAUAAUAGGUGCACUUCAGCUGAAAAUGUCAGCCAAGAGCAAUACAAGAAUUUCGAAAUGCCAAUACAAUCACAAUCCACUGCAAUUGUGCCUGUGGAAAGUCGAGACUUGCCCUUUGUAAAGAAUUCCCUUAUCUGGGAGAUGAUAGAGAACAUGGAAGUUUUGAAGCGAAUUCCUCAAAAGCCGCAUUUCCUCCCUUUGUAUAAUUGCAAGGAAGAAUGUCGUGAAGGAUUAGCCAUAGGCAGUAUGGUAACUUUCACCAGUUUAGUGGAGAGAAUUUCAAAGUCUCUUUUUAGUGAACCCAAAAGCCUCUUGGAUGGGUAUCUGGAAGCUCUUGUUGACUUGGAAGAACUAGGGUUUAAUGUAGCACCGGUGAGAGAGCAAUUAAACAAGAUGAUAACCAUAAAAGGCAAGUACGAGCAUGCUCAAAAUACGUCUAAAGAGAUUGAGAGUCAGAUCAUGGAGCGUAAUUUUGAGAAGUCACAAAUCAACGAGGAGGUUGCAGAGUUUGAUAAGAAGAUUGCAGAACUAAAGGAGAAACGGGCCUUAGUAGUUUCAAAGAAAGAGAGAAAGGAUGCUGAGAUUGCAUUGCUGCAGACGAGUGUGGAUGCUGUCAAGGGUGCCCUUGCAAACGCUGAAGAGGAGUUUGAGAAAGUAACUACCUCACUUUGGUAAACAUUGUUCGCUUGUAUACAUCUUUGUAACUCUUGUGUGUACAGAGCAUUAGCGGGUCUAGCUUGUAGUGCUAGAAUCUGAGUAGGUCUAGGAAGUAGUGAAAGACAGGAAAAAGAAAAAGGAGAGGGUUUCAUCUGUCUUGGCAAACUUGAGGUGGCCAAUGUUAGAAUUGCUCUAUAUGCUGCUGCAAUAUCGCAGUCAGAAUUUGCUGUUUGUAGUGCUGUGACUGCUGUCUACAGGAUCAUCUAUUAUACCUGUUUGUCCUAGACAAAGUUCUAUUGUUACUGCUUAAAUUGAGCAUCCUAGGUUGCAUUGCAUGAACCUGGUGGUUGAAGGCCUAUUCUUAUAA
Chenopodium quinoa (quinoa) is the source of this 3847-nucleotide messenger RNA. Its product is annotated as DUF724 domain-containing protein 6-like. NCBI's taxonomy places the organism in Eukaryota, Viridiplantae, Streptophyta, Magnoliopsida, Caryophyllales, Amaranthaceae. The transcript is spliced from 10 exons. The record is from RefSeq and is a predicted model, not a curated record. The coding region runs from base 250 to 3498 and encodes 1082 amino acids.